Molecule: messenger RNA, 1236 nt
Organism: Prosopis cineraria
Lineage: Eukaryota; Viridiplantae; Streptophyta; Magnoliopsida; Fabales; Fabaceae
Exons: 1
Coding region: 1-1236 (411 amino acids)
Source: RefSeq, a predicted model, not a curated record
AUGACCACCAAAGUUUAUGUAUCCGAGGUUGAAAAGCUUAAAGCAGAAUUAAGAGAAAAAACAGAGUCUUUUAAGGAUCUUAAAAAAUCCCAUGAUGCUCAAGUGGAUGAGAUUAAUGAGGCAAAGCUCAUGCAUGAAGACCUCAGGAGGGAUUUGGAGAACAAGGAAUCUAUGAUCAAACACAUUAGUUCUGCAAAUGAUAAACUACGAGAGACUUAUGAAGAGAGGCUGAGAACAUUAGAAGAUGAGAAAAGAUCAUUGGUUUCAGCAUUAGAAGAGGCAAAGGAGGCGGCUUGUUUAUCCAUUCAUAGAAAAAAGAGUUUGGAAGCCGAGAAAAGUUUAAGAGCAGCAAAUGAAGAUGAGAAGUUCAAGAAAUUGCUGGUGCAAGAGAACAGAAUGAAGGAAGAACAAGUAACAUGGAAGAAAGAACAGCUUGAGAAUCUGGAAGAAGCACAUGUGGAGCAACAAGCGGAGAUUAGUCCAAAUGAAGAUCCAGAGUUAGAAACUUACACAUUGCUUGAUGAUAUCUCUUCCCUACAAAUGAAGCUGCAUUUUCAAACAAAAACUUUAGAGCGAUUGGAACAUGAGUUCCGCAUGUCUAAACAAGCCCUUACCCAUGAGGAAAGCAUCAAAAAGCAACUGGAAAAUCAACUUUCAGAAAGUCUUGAUUCUUCAAUCAUUGAGUUGAAGUUGGAGAAUGAGGAGCUAUCAGUGACGCUUCUAGUAUUACAGCAGGCGAUUUCUGAGGCUCAAGCCAUGGACAAGGAUGAUAGUAAUAAUGAAGAGAUCGAGCUUGAAAUGUAUAAGGAAAAACUCGAGGAAGCUUGUGAUGCUCUGGAUAAAGCAGUCAUUGAAUUGGAUGAGCUGAUUUAUGAAGGGAAUGAAUUGGAAUGUGAAGUGGAGACAUGGAAGUUAGCUUGUGAACGAUUAAAGAAUGAUUUGGAAGAGAGCCACGCAAAACGUAAGGAACUUGAAGCUUCACUUCUUGCACAGGUAGUUUUCGGAGAAAGCCUCAAGCAAGAGAGGAGAAUAGAUGUGCAAAAAGUAAAGGAAGCUGAGAGUGAGAAAGUGAAAAUUCUGGAGAUCAUAAAAGAGAAGGACAAGAUUCUAAAGGUACUGCAGAAGGAGAUAAAAUGGCUAGAACAAGAAGCAUUCAGACGAGAAUUUGAAAGUGCAGUGAUGGUAAAAGGCCUUACAGAGAGAACAAACAACCAUGUGAAAGACAAGCUCAUGUAG